Messenger RNA from Vicia faba (fava bean), 780 nucleotides. Lineage: Eukaryota; Viridiplantae; Streptophyta; Magnoliopsida; Fabales; Fabaceae. The record is from the annotation of a GenBank genome assembly.
AUGCUCAGCUCUCAACCUCAGCUUCCGAUCCGGCGCGACCUCUUCUUCUCCAAUUGGAACAUAACGCCGCCGCGAUUUCUCUUCGUCCGGCUUAGACCUCCAUCUUGCUCGGUCGGAGUCCGUCUAACGUUUAUAGAGCGAUGUGUUGUGUUGAUCUGUGCUUCGAUGAUUGUGGCGAUCCAUGCUUUGAUGGUGAGUCCAGGCUUUGAUGAUCGUGAAGAUGAUUCCGGCUUUGAUGAUCGUGAAGAUGAUUCAGGCUUUGACAAUAGCGGUGACUCAGGCUUUGAAGAUGGUGAAGUUGAUUCAGGCUUUGAAGAUGGUGAAGUCGAUUCAGGCUUUGAUGAUGGCGGUGAUUCUUCUGGGAAAUUGAGAGGAUUGCUUUGGAAAAAGAGGCAUAGACCAUGGCAAGUUACAAUACGCCGGUUUGGUCAUGAAGAAGAUAAUGAAGAUGGAAGCAACAAGUAUAUUUUUAGAUGUUGUAAAUGGUGUUGGGUAUUUGGUUAUGAUAUGGUUUUGACAGACUUUCUCCUUUUAAGAUUUAAACCCUUUGCGCUUCUACCAGUAACAUAUGUGAAAUCAUGCUCAACUGAUACAUCUGACUUGAUUGUUCUUACAUUGCCUUUUCCAUGCAUUAGAGAAAUAUCUAUUAUACUAAUGCAAAAAAGCACCCAUAUAAUAUUUGUUUGUCGAACAACAACUGCAAAGGCUCCAACCUUACCAAUGCACUUAACCAGUAAUUCUUUUCCAAACUUGCAAGAUACAUGGCCAGCACAGCAGUAA